Messenger RNA from Penicillium maclennaniae, 1446 nucleotides. RefSeq names its product FMN-dependent alpha-hydroxy acid dehydrogenase. The transcript is spliced from 5 exons. Gene Ontology annotation, molecular function: heme binding; oxidoreductase activity. Bases 1 to 1446 code for a protein of 481 amino acids. The record is from RefSeq and is a predicted model, not a curated record. Lineage: Eukaryota; Fungi; Ascomycota; Eurotiomycetes; Eurotiales; Aspergillaceae.
AUGAGGAAGGUCUUCGAUGCUGCAGAAGUGGCUGAACACAACUCUGCUAGAAGUUGUUGGGUCAUUAUUCAUGGUAAAGUCUACGAUGUAACCAACUUCAUCGCCGACCACCCAGGUGGAUCCAAGGUCAUUCUCAGACUAGCAGGCAAAGAUGCCACCGAGGACUUCGACCCCGUCCACCCAGACGGCACUCUCGAAGAGAAUCUCAAACCCGAGGCAUAUCUAGGAACAGUCGACCCAUCAACAAUGCCCAAGUCUGAAGCUCAAACCUCACCUCAGGGCAACGUCGACGAGAUUCCCGUUCAAAACUUCCUCAACAUGGACGAAUUCGAAAAAGCAGCCACUGCCAAAAUCAGCAAGAAGGCCUGGGCCUACUACUAUUCCGCAGCGGAUGACCUGAUCACGAAGCGCUUCAACACCGAGGUGUUCCGCUCCAUCCUAUUACGCCCGCGCGUCUUCAUUGAUUGUACGAACUGCGACAUCACUACCAAACUACUCGAUAAUCAGGUCUCCAUGCCCAUCUACAUUUCCCCCGCGGCAAUGGCCCGCCUAGGCCAUCCGAGUGGAGAAGCCGGAAUUGCCGAGGCAUGUCGCAGCUUCGGCGCAAUGCAGAUCAUCUCCAACAGCGCAAGCAUGACGCCCGAGCAGAUCGUCGCGGGCGCGUCGUCUGAACAGACCUUCGGCUGGCAGCUGUAUGUACAAGAAGAGCGUAGCAGAAGCGAAAAGAUGAUUGCGCGAAUCAACAAGCUACCUGCGAUCAAGUUCCUGGUUCUUACUCUCGACACGCCGGUCAUGGGAAAGCGCGAAGAUGAUCUGCGCGGUGGGAAUGUCAUUAGUGAAAUCACCGAGAUCAAGUCUCCGGAGGUUUCGCAGAAAGAUGAAAGGGCGGUGUUCCAGGGCCUCGAUCCCACGCUUAAUUGGAAAGAGACUCUGAAGUGGAUUGCGGAGCAUACGAAAUUGCCUGUUGUGUUGAAAGGGUUGCAGACGCACGAGGAUGCGUAUAUUGCUUCUUUACAUGCGCCACAGGUUAAAGGGAUUAUCCUGUCAAAUCAUGGGGGUAGGUCUCUUGAUACCUCGCCUCCAGCUGUGCAUACCCUACUUGAAAUGAGAAAGUAUUGCCCAGAAGUGUUUGAUAAGAUUGAGGUUUGGGUUGAUGGGGGUAUCAGGAGGGGCACAGAUGUCGUGAAGGCGCUUUGUUUGGGUGCGAGGGGUGUUGGAAUCGGCCGACCUGCACUUUGGGGAUUGAGUGCUGGUGGUGUAGAUGGUGUGAAGAGAACGUUACAAAUCUUGGCCGACGAGACGAAGACUUGUAUGCGCUUACUGGGCGUGGAAAGAAUUGAGCAGCUCGGCAUGCAGCAUAUCAAUACCCGGAUAGCGGAGCAACAAAUCUAUGAUGGACCAUCUCGACUUGAGGCCAUCCGAGCGGAGUUCCGAUCAAAGCUCUAG